AUGAACCUCACGGCAGUCACGGAGAAGAUGCGCGACAUGCGCGUGAGUGGCGCGGGACGCAGCGCGCGCCUGCCCGACAAGUUCCACAAGCGGCUUAUGGAGCGGCUCGAAAAGAUCGCCAUGGGCCGCGACGCGCAGUGCAGUGCGCCUCUGUUUCGCCAGACCAUCGGCGCGUUCUACAGCAGCGUGAUGGAUGCAGCGACCAUGAAGCGGCUCAAGGAAAACCGCAGCGUCGAGGAGCUUUUGCUGCUCUUUUUCAACUCGGCACAGUCCUCGCUCAAGAAGCGCGUCGUGGACGAGGACGAGCGCAAGUCGGAGCUGCAGCAAGAAGUACAGGUAUUUGUGCGCAUCGUGCGCGAGACACUGCGCAACUCGGCAGUCGUGCCAAAAGAACUGAACGAGCGCAUCGACGAGUACGCGUCGCUGCUCGGCGCGCCGGGCGGCCUGCCGCGCCCGCCCAGCGCGAGCAGCUCGCCGCGCCCCGACCAGGCCGUGGAAGACGACACGCCGGCGGCGGAAGCGCCCUUGAUCUUGGCGGUCGGCAAGCUCUUUGACGUGGAAGGCGUGCAGCUCCUGCGCGACGUCGACUCGGUCCGUCCGAUGUCCAACAUGGCGGCUGGCAUGGUCGACUUGAAGCGCAUCGUCUACCGGAUCCACGCACAGCAGCCGUGGCCCGGCGCCCCGGACGACUUUGUCUCGGUCGACGAGUACAAAAAGUGGCGGUCCGCCGAGCUCAAUGCGCUGUCGCAGCUGAUGGUCGACAUGUGCCGUCUGCGCCCUGAGCUGCUCAGCAAUGCGUCCACAAGCGAUAGCACAGCGGCACGCAUGCCGCGCAAGUCGACCGACGGAAGCACAAGCACGCCCGAGCUCGUCGCCGACAAUGAGGAGGACGGCGAGCUGACGUUUGUGCCGAGCGACACGACCGCUGCCUACCAGCGCGUGCUCGAGCGGUGCAUUGACGUGGACCUGGACGCGAUACGGAAAAAGAGCGAGGACGAAGAAGUAUCCCUCGGCAUCCUCUCGCCGCUUCAUCUCCAGCUGCUCGAUGUGCUUGCGGAGCGGUGGCGCAUUCCGCGUGCCUUCCGCGCGCUGGCGAACCUGCGCGUGGUCAAGGCGCGGUACGACUGCGGCGAUAUCCCGUUCGAGUGCCUCGGCUCCGCCCUCGACCAGGUCGUGCAGGUCGUGCAGGAGGUGGAGCCGCCGCAGUGGCGCAAGCACGACCAGCAAGCGAUGCGCCGCUCGCUCGACUCUCUGGCCGACACGCUGCUGCGUGGCAUCUAUUCCCAGUUCCAGGCGGUCGAGGCGGCGAAUAUGGACGAGAUGCAGCCUACGAUCGAGCUCGUGGAGCGCAUCCAGGUGCUGCUUGCUGCGCUCGGCCAGCAGGACACUACACCAAAACAACUGCACGAGCUGAACGAGGCGAUGCGCAUCAGCGCGAUCCAGCACUAUACGUCCAAGACGGCCGAGCUCCUCGGCGGAGGAACCAACUUUUUGGAUGCGUUUGGGCAGCUCCUCACUUGGAUCCAAGACCGCGUCAAGGUGCUGGACCGUAAGUUUUCUACGUCGAUCCUGUCGGUGUCGCCGGUGGACGUCGUGAUUCAAAAGCUCGUGCCGUUGUAUCUCGACGACCUCGCAUCGAUGCGCGAAGCUGUUUUGCAGCAGGUCAUACAGACCAACGAGAUCGGUGAAGUGAACGAGGCGCUAAGCUUGUUUGAGCGCGUGCGUGCGCUCGUGGCACUGUACGCUGCGAGCAACGCCCCGACGCCGCUCCACUUUCCGCUGCGCCGCUGGUUUGCGCCGUACGUCGAGCAGUGGCUCGCCUUGACCGAGGUGCAGGCGUCCAAGUGGGUCCAGAAUGCACUCCAAGCCGAUAGCUUUGCCGCGGCCGACGGAGAAGAGACGCAGCACAGCACGUCGAUCACCGACCUGUCGGUCGCGCUGCGGCAGCCGCUGCAGUUCCUGCUCAACCUGCAGUGGCCGGACAAGUACGAGCAGGCGUGCUUCUUUACGAUCCUCGCAAAGUCGUACAGCCGGCUCAUGGAGCAGUACUGCCACGCGAUUGAGGACCUAUUCAUGGCUGAGAUGCUGCCUGCGCCCGACGAGCCGGCGCCGCUCCUCGGCGGCUUUCUGGACGGGCAGCUGGCGAACGAGUACGUGGCCGCGCUCCCUCCGAAGCAGGCCGCGUGGGUCGCCAAGGCCAAGCAGACGAUUGCAGGCGAGAAAAAGAUCCAGCCCUUCCUUUUCCAGCCUGCAUCGUGUGUCAAGCUGAACAAUAUCGAGGCGGCACGCAAGCUCCUCGACGAUCUCUACAAGCGCAUGGACGCGGACCGCCAGGCGAAGAUUGUUGCCGAGCAGCUCCACGCGCUGCCGGAGGACGAGGGAGAUGACUCGGCCGUGGGCCUUGGCAGCGAGCGUGCGCCGUUGCACUACCUCUUUUCCGUCAAGCUCGUCCAGGCCGAGCUGCUGGACGCAGGCCGCGACGAGGGCGAAAAGCUUGCGAAUCGCCUCGACACGUUUGUCACGCUGAGCGACGAAAGUGGCAUGCGCCUCGCCAAAACGCGCACGAUCUACGAUACUUACUCGCCACGCUGGGACGAGGUGUUUGACAUUCCCGCCUCUUCGCUCCUGUGGGUCUCGACAACCGUGUGGCAGCGCCGCUUUGGCAGCGAGCCAACCAUUUAUGGGCGCGCGCCGCUGCGGCUCGACCCGCGCGUCUUUCGCGACCAAAACGCACACGAAGUGUGGCUCACGCUCGACGGAAGCGGCGGCAAAGUCCUCGUGCGUAUCAGUAUGGAAGAUGCGCACGACGAUAUCCUCUUCCACUUUGGCCGUGCGUUCCGUGUGCUGAAACGUUCGGAAGUGGAUAUGGUGCGUGUGUUGGUCGACCACAUGUCGCUCUUUAUGCGCCAGUUCCUCUCGCGCUCGGUCGUGCGUUCGCUGGUGCGCGGCGGCCGCGUGAAUCUGGACCGUGCCAUCGACAACGUCAAGGCAUUGUACGCCUCGGCGGUCGCACAGGCGAACGGCACGGCGGCGCUCAUUCCGCCAGUCGACGAGCGGAAGCGCAGCGCGACGCUCUCGGACCAGGAGCUCGAGGCGGCGAUCGUGCCGCUUCUCGACUACUUUGAAGAGACGCUCGGCACGCUCAAGAGCUCGCUCAGCGAGGACCAGGCGCAGUUUGUCCUCACGCGUGUCUGGAAAGAGGUCCUGUCGACGCUCGAGUCGAUUCUCGUCCCCCCGCUCUCGGAUGCACCCUCCGACAUGCGGCAGCUGUCGGACAAGGAGGUGGACAUUGUAUUCAAGUGGCUGUCGUUCCUCAAGUCCUACUUUAAUGCGUACGACGAAGAGACGGGCGUCGCGCACGGCGUGCCGCUGGAUAUCCUGCAAGGGCCCAAGUACCGCGAGCUCAUCUCGUACUUGCUCCUCCACGACCAGACCACGGACCAGCUGAUGGUCGAGUGCGUGCGUGGUUUCCAGACGCGGCUCGCCAAGUCGCCCGCGGAGCGCCGCGCCAAGUCCAAGUCGGUUUUGAACCAGCGCUCGCUCGGCACGAUUCGCAAGCACAAGCGGAUCAAGGCCGAAGAAGACCACACGCACACCGAUAUGGCGAUGAAGAUUUUGCGCAUGCGGCCUGGCACGGGCGACUUUUUGACGCAGCAGCUCAUUUCGAUGAACUCGCUGCAGCAGUCUCUCACGCGCCCCACGCCCUCGGCCUCGCAGCCGGGUCUGCGGCGCACAUCCAAGCGUCUUUCGAGCUUGUUUAAUAGGUAA
Malassezia japonica is the source of this 3768-nucleotide messenger RNA. RefSeq lists its product as uncharacterized. The transcript has a single exon. Lineage: Eukaryota; Fungi; Basidiomycota; Malasseziomycetes; Malasseziales; Malasseziaceae. The record is from RefSeq and is a predicted model, not a curated record. The coding region runs from base 1 to 3768 and encodes 1255 amino acids.